Molecule: messenger RNA, 1755 nt
Organism: Saxophila tyrrhenica
Lineage: Eukaryota; Fungi; Ascomycota; Dothideomycetes; Mycosphaerellales; Extremaceae
Exons: 9
Coding region: 1-1755 (584 amino acids)
Molecular function (GO): NADP binding; N,N-dimethylaniline monooxygenase activity; flavin adenine dinucleotide binding
Source: RefSeq, a predicted model, not a curated record
AUGCCUCAACUCGAAGAGACCCAGCCUUAUCGGGUGAAGAACCAGUAUCAUUCGCAGGGCAGAACGAUCCGAGUCAUCAAUGUCGGCGCCGGGGCAGCGGGAUUGUUGAUGGCGUACAAGAUGAAGAAGCUGUUCUCGGACUAUGAACUUAUCUGCUACGAGAAAAACCCGUCUGUGGCAGGCACUUGGUAUGAGAAUAGGUACCCGGGAUGCGCCUGCGAUGUUCCCGCCCAUGCAUAUACGUUCAGCUUUGAGCCGAAUCCCGAGUGGGAUUGCUUCUUUGCCUACGCUCCGCAGAUCAAGCGGUACUUCGAGGGCUUCGCGGAGAAGUACGACCUCAACAAGUACAUCAAGCUCAACUCCAAGGUGACGAGCGCCACGUGGGAUGAGGCGAAGGGUAUCUACAAUCUCAAUAUCAACAGUGAAGGCCAGGAACUUGAAGACUGGUGCCAUGUCCUCGUCAACGGUACAGGGUUCCUCAACGACUGGAAGUGGCCGAAGAUACCAGGACUGCACGACUUCCAAGGCAAGCUCCUUCACAGCGCCAACUGGGACCAGGAUGUUGACUACGAUGGCAAGACUGUGGCCGUGAUUGGGACUGGAUCAUCUGCUAUCCAGAUCGUACCACAAGUCCAGAAGAAAGCCUCACAUCUCACAGCAUUCAUGCGCUCAGUCACCUGGAUCUCCCCCGUGGUUGGCGAAGCAGAAAUCGAAGCCGAAAAGGAGAAGCACACCAGCCAAUCCGAACGUGAGCCGCAGGACGAGAAGAAACUUAUGAAGCAGUACUGGUACACUGAAGAGGACAAGCAGCGCUUCCGCGAUGAUCCAGAGCAUCUUCUCCAGUAUCGAAAGAAACUCGAGUCGGCGGUAAAUAGCAUGUUCGACAUGUUCAUCUCCAACUCCGACGUCUCCAAAGGUGCCAACGAUAUGAUGCGUGCGGAGAUGAACAGACGCAUUGGACCAGGACACGAAGAGCUGAAGAACCGACUCAUUCCAAGCUGGUCACCAGGCUGCCGCCGUAUCACGCCUGGGGAUGGUUAUCUGGAAGCUCUGGUGAAGCCGAACGUCACGACUGUCCAUGAGGAGAUCGAGAAGAUCGUGCCCGAAGGCCUACUUGAUGGAUCCGGAAAGCUGCACAAGGUCGACAUCAUCGCUUGUGCUACGGGUUUCAACAUCGCCUUUGCUCCGCCGUUCGAAGUCUACGGUACCAACGGCGCCAACAUGCGGCAGGAGUUUGAUCCUGAGCCGCAGGUCUAUCUCGCCAUGUCUGUCCCGAAGUUUCCUAAUUAUUUCGUGGUGAAUGGCGUUCGGGGUAACUGGGCGAACGGGACAUCUCUUCCAGGACACGAGGCUUGUGUAGAGUACAUCCUCAAAUGUGUUAAGAAGAUCCAGAACGAGAACAUUCGGGCUCUCGAGGUCAAACAAGAACCAAUCACGCAGUUGUACGAACACAUCGAUGCGUGGCAUCAGGGGAGUGAUGAGCAGGGUGAGCAUCCGGGAAGCGUGUGGAACGAGGAUUGCAAGAGCUGGUAUAAGAACAACAUUCGGGGAGGGAAGCUGUGGAUCUGGGGUGGUUCGGCUCUGCACUUUAUGAAGACGAUCAAAGAGGUCAAGUGGGAGCAUUACGACCACCGCUACAACGGCAACAUGUGGUCUUUCCUCGGCAACGGCAGGGUGAAGGCGGAGAUGCUUAAAGAUACAUCGCGGUUGGCACCGUACAUGCGUAACUCGGACGUGCCGUGGGACAUUGAGUGA